UUGAAAUGGAAACAUAUGCAGUAGCAGCAGAUGGAAGUAAUCUAGAAUCUGACUGUACUAACAUGAGAGAUCUGAAGAUCAUUCUGAUAGGAAAGAAUGUAUCAGAAAACAACAGAGUGGAAAACAGUAUACUGGGAAGAACGGCGUUUCACAGAGAAGCUGCAUCUUCCUCACAGCAGUACAGCAGAAUCAGUGGAGAGGUGGAGGAGAGAAAGACCACAGUCAUUAACACCGACCUCCUUGAGACGAAUCUUUCCCAGCAGCAGAUCACAGAGGCAGUGAGUGAGUGUCUGUCUGCUCCGGGACCUCAUGUGUUUGUUCUCGUACUGCAGUAUAAGGACUUCACUGAGAAAGACAGAGACAGAGUGAAAUAUGUGCUGAACCUCUUCAGUAAACAGGCCGUGAAACACACUAUAGCGCUGACCACCGAUGAAGAGCCACAUAGAUUGAAUUUCUUUACUAGAAACAACGUUAUUCAUGGUUUGAUAAAGGAGUGUGGAGGAGGACAUCUACAGUCUGACACAGGAUGGCGGUGUGAAAUGUUCAGAAGGACAGAAGAGAUGCUCAAGACAGAAUGUGAAGAAGAGAUGUAUUCUUCUAAGAGCAAAACAACAGCAAGCGAUGGAGUGACAACUGCCGAAAAAGCAAAGCUGAACAUUGUGCUGUGUGGAAAUGAUUCAGCACUCAAGAACAGAGUGUCUAAAAUGUUUACAGAGACAAUAAAUCAGACGGAGAGCAAGAAGACGGAAGAGAUGAUAGAAGGAUGGCACAUCAGCCUACUAGAGCUUCCAGCUCUGUUCAACACUCAGCUCUCAGAGGAGGACGUGAUGCGUCAGACUCACCGCUGUGUGUCUCUCUGUCAUCCUGGAGUUCAUGUUUUCAUCUUCAUCGUUCCUGAUGCUCCACUGACUGAUGAAGACAGAGCAGAAAUAGAGGAGAUCCAGAGGAUCUUCAGCUCAAGAAUCAACAAACACAUCAUGAUCCUCAUAAAGCAGAACUCAGAUCAUCAGGCAGCAGAACUAAAUGAAGAAACACAGUCUGCCAUUCAGAGUUUAGGAGGACGACAUCAUUUCAUUGACCUGAACACACAAGUGUCUGUGUUGAUGGAGAAACUGCAGCAGAUGGUCGAGGAAAACAGUGCUGUUUGUUUCUCCACAGAGACACUGAUGGAAGCACAGAUGGAAAAACUGCUGAAAUUUGAUGAAAUGAAGAGGAAAAUCCAUUCAUUAGAGACGAGGUUUCAAUCACAAGAUUCAAGAGACAGAGAAGAUGAACUGAGGAUUGUGCUUCUGGGAAAAACUGGAUCUGGAAAGAGUUCAACUGGAAACACCAUCUUAGGAGCAGUCAAGUUUGCAGCUGAAACAUCUCAAGAGUCUGUUACUACAGUGUGUCAUAGAGAGACAGCUGAAAUCAACAGCAGAAACAUUACUGUGAUCGACACUCCAGGACUGUUUGAUACUAAACUCAGCAAUGAAGAAAUCAAGAGAGAAAUCAGCAACAGCAUCCCCAUGAUCCUGCCCGGACCCCACGUGUUCAUCAUUGUGCUCAAUUUAGGACAGCGGUUCACUCAAGAAGAGAAAACAGCGGUGAAGAUCAUUCAGGAGACGUUUGGAGAACACUCUGUAAAGUACACCAUGGUGCUCUUCACCAGAGGAGACUUUCUGAAGAAGAAAACCAUUGAUCAGUUUCUGGGAGAACCUGGAUCAGCUUUGAAUCAGUUGAUUGAAGUGUGUGGAAACAGAUACCAUGUGUUCAAUAACGAGACUAAAGACCAAACUCAGGUGACUGAUCUCCUGCAGAAGAUAGACAACAUGGUGAAAGAGAACGGAGGGAGUUACUACUCAUGUAAGAUGUUCAGAGAGAUGGAGAGAGAAAUACAAGAACAACAGAAGAACAUACUGAUGGAGAAAAUGGAGAAACUAAACAGAGAAAGAGAUGAACUGAUGAACAAACAUGAAGAAGAAAAAGAGAGGAUGAGGAUGAAGAUGGAGGAAGAGGAUGAGGAAAGGAGAAAGAAAGAACAGGCGAUGUGGGAUGAACAUAAUCAGAGACUUAAAGGAGAGAGAGAGAGAAUGGAAAGAGAGAAAAACGAUCUUCAAUCUAAACAUGAACAAGAGAAAGAACGAAUAAAUAUGAUAAUGGAGAAAGAAAGACAGAAUCAUGAUCAAGAGAGAAAGAGAAUAGAAGAGGAAUAUAAGGACAGAGAAGAACAAUAUAAAUCAGACAUGAAAACAGAGCGAGAGGAAUGGGAGAGACAGAAACAAGAAGCAAGACGAAAAAGAGCUGAAGAUGAGGAGAGAAGAAUCACAUUAGAAAAGGAAACACAGGAAAAACAUGUCAGGGCCCUUAAACAAGAGAGAGAACAGAUGGGGAAGAAGAUGGAGGAAGAAAGAGAGAAUAGUGAAAAAGAGAGGAAAAAAAGAGAAGAGGAAUUUGAAGAAAGAGAAGAACGGUACAAAAAAGACAUUAAAGACACAGAGGAACAAGAGAGAAAGAUACGAGAAGAGAUGAAGAAAGAAUGGGAGGAAUGGGAGAAACAGAAUAUAAAUAUCAAAGUUAAUUUACUAAAAGACCUGUAUAAUGGUUCAACAUGAGGGUCCUUCAUGUAAUCAGUUGUAUAUCUCAGUUGUUAACCCUAUUGUUGUCAUUUUCAGAAUCAGAUUCAGGAUGUUUGAGAAUCUUGCUGCUUGGUAGGACAGGAAG
This is a messenger RNA of Puntigrus tetrazona (Sumatra barb), 2703 nucleotides long. RefSeq names its product GTPase IMAP family member 8-like. NCBI's taxonomy places the organism in Eukaryota, Metazoa, Chordata, Actinopteri, Cypriniformes, Cyprinidae. Bases 6 to 2594 code for a protein of 862 amino acids. The transcript has 5 exons. The record is from RefSeq and is a predicted model, not a curated record. Gene Ontology annotation, molecular function: GTP binding.